This is a messenger RNA of Setaria italica (foxtail millet), 2845 nucleotides long. Its product is annotated as transcription factor bHLH13. The transcript is spliced from 3 exons. The coding region runs from base 540 to 2399 and encodes 619 amino acids. Gene Ontology annotation, molecular function: protein dimerization activity; transcription cis-regulatory region binding; DNA-binding transcription factor activity. Gene Ontology annotation, biological process: regulation of DNA-templated transcription. Gene Ontology annotation, cellular component: nucleus. NCBI's taxonomy places the organism in Eukaryota, Viridiplantae, Streptophyta, Magnoliopsida, Poales, Poaceae. The record is from RefSeq and is a predicted model, not a curated record.
UCCCAUUUCUCUCUCGCAGUCGCAGGGUCGCAGCAGGAGGGGAGCCCCCACCAGGACCUCACCGAAAUCCCCUCGCGCACCAGACAAUUCCUCCAGCCACCGCUACACUCACGCCGCGCCCUCCACCACCGCCACCCGGAGGAGCUGCUCCCUCCGCACGCACACCGGACCUCGGCUUCGCGCGGGAAGAGAUCCGGGCGGGCCCCGUGGCUCGGAUUCGCCCGUCCUGACCGCGCUGGAUUCCGCGGCCUCGGCCUCGAUUCGGCCGCAGGGCUACCAAUCUGCUUCGGUCAGAUUGUGGAUUCGCGUGCCACGGAGGGUUAGAGAGUUGAUUGAUUAGGCAGGAACCGCCUUGCUCCGAUGGAGGAUGGGUGUGAUCGAAAUCACUAGCAUUUGUCUAUGCCCUUCCUUGUGUGCUUGGCAUCCAACUACACUCUUCACAGCAUGUUGGGUCAGAUUUGGAUUAGAAUUCCUUCGGUCGGUCAUGCACCACCGUUGCACCUUCGACGCAUCCUGAGAAGAUCAAGUGUCGAGGUAUUAUGGUCAUGAAGAUGGAGAUCGAGGACGACGGUGCCGUUGGAGGAACUGGCACAUGGACAGAGGAGGACCGUGCUCUCGGCGCUGCUGUCCUCGGAACAGAUGCCUUUGCAUAUCUAACAAAAGGGGGUGGUGCCAUAUCUGAGGGUCUUGUUGCGACAUCUUUGCCAGAUGACUUGCAAAACAAACUCCAAGAGCUUGUUGACUCAGAGGGCCCUGGAACUGGUUGGAAUUAUGCCAUCUUCUGGCAGCUCUCACGCACAAAAUCUGGUGAUCUCGUCCUUGGAUGGGGGGAUGGCUCCUGCCGUGAGCCUCGGGAUGGAGAGGUGGGAGCUGCUGGUUCUGCAGGCAGUGAUGAUACCAAGCAGCGGAUGCGCAAGCGUGUGCUGCAGAGGUUGCAUAUAGCAUUUGGGGUUGCGGAUGAGGAGGAUUAUGCCCCUGGUAUUGAUCAGGUGACAGAUACUGAGAUGUUCUUCCUAGCAUCUAUGUACUUUGCGUUCCCGCGUCGUGCUGGUGGCCCCGGCCAAGCAUUUGCAGCAGGCAUCCCCCUCUGGAUUCCCAAUACUGAGCGCAAGGUAUUCCCAGCCAACUACUGUUACCGGGGGUUCCUUGCGAACGCGGCGGGAUUCAGGACUAUUGUGUUGGUGCCGUUUGAGAGUGGUGUUCUCGAACUGGGCUCAAUGCAGCACAUAGCUGAGAGUUCUGAUACUAUCCAGAACAUACGGUCUGUGUUUGCUGGGGCAAGCACUAAUAAGGCUGCAGUUCAGAGACAUGAGGGAAAUGACCCUACUCCUCCAGAAAGGUCGCCUGGUUUGGCGAAGAUUUUUGGGAAGGAUCUGAACCUUGGCCGGCCAUCAGCAGUGCCAGCGAUUGGUGGCGUAUCUAAGGUAGAUGAAAGGUCAUGGGAACAGAGGAGUGCUGCUGCUGGGACCUCAUUGCUUCCCAAUGUCCAGAAAGGAUUGCAGAAUUUCACUUGGAGUCAGGCUCGGGGCCUGAAUUCUCAUCAGCAGAAGUUUGGCAAUGGUGUGCUGAUUGUGAGCAAUGAAGCUGCACACCGCAACAAUGGAGCGGCCGACAGCCCUAGUCCGAGUCAGUUUCAGCUUCAAAAGGCGCCUCAGCUUCAGAAACUGCAGCUCCAGAAAUUGCCGCAUAUUCAGAAGACACCACAGCUUGUGACCCAGCAGCCGCUGCAGCCACAGGUUCCUAGGCAAAUUGAUUUUAGUGCUGGGAGCAGUUCCAAGUCUGGUGUGUUGGUUACAAGAGCAGCUGUCCUGGAUGGGGAGAGUGCAGAGGUGGAUGGCUUGUGUAAAGAAGAAGGGCCGCCUCCUGUUAUAGAGGACCGGCGGCCAAGGAAGAGGGGAAGAAAGCCUGCAAACGGGAGGGAAGAACCACUUAACCAUGUCGAGGCUGAGCGACAGCGGAGGGAGAAGCUCAACCAGCGGUUCUACGCGCUCAGAGCAGUUGUGCCAAACAUAUCAAAAAUGGACAAGGCGUCCCUGCUGGGCGACGCGAUAACUUACAUCACUGACCUCCAGAAGAAGCUGAAAGAGAUGGAGACGGAGAGAGAAAGGCUUUUGGAGUCCGGUAUGGUGGAUCCGAGAGAGCGAGCGCCUAGGCCGGAGGUGGACAUCCAGGUGGUGCAGGACGAGGUUCUUGUUCGAGUGAUGUCUCCUAUGGAGAGCCAUCCAGUCAAGAAAGUCUUCCAAGCGUUCGAGGAGGCAGAAGUCCGUGUAGGUGAGUCAAAGGUGACGGGCAACAACAACGGGACAGUGGUGCAUUCUUUCAUCAUCAAGUGCCCUGGCACCGAGCAGCAGACGAGGGAGAAAGUGAUCACGGCAAUGUCUCGCGCGAUGAGCAGUUGAGCAGGGCGUAGGAUCAGGUCGGUGCGGUAGGGGGUGGUGGUUUUACUGUGUUGGUUGCGAACAAGCAGCAGCAGCCCUUGACAUGUCCCAUUGUCGAUAGGAGGAGAGUUGUAGGUGGAGAAAGGGAAGCUCAGAUUCUGACUAGCGGUGCAGGAAGAAAAAAAAGGCUCUGCCGCGGUAUGGUAGGUUUCUUGUGGGAGGUCCUUGUAGUUUUUUGUUCUUUUUUUUUUUUUUGUGGGGGGCGGGGGGCGGGGAUGGGAAUGGAAUGGAAUGGAUGGAUACUGUGUUCCUAGUGUAAGGUUGUUGAUGCAGCAGAACAAAUAGGGGCUGUUUGGAUACGAGGUGCUAAACUUUAACAGUGUCACAUCGGAUGUUCGGAUGCUAAUUAGGAGGACUAAACAUGAUCUAAUUAUAAAACUAAUUGCAGAACCUUGUGCUAAUUUGUG